Molecule: messenger RNA, 3508 nt
Organism: Spea bombifrons (plains spadefoot toad)
Lineage: Eukaryota; Metazoa; Chordata; Amphibia; Anura; Pelobatidae
Gene: CDHR5
Product: cadherin related family member 5
Exons: 15
Coding region: 101-3109 (1002 amino acids)
Biological process (GO): cell-cell junction assembly; adherens junction organization; calcium-dependent cell-cell adhesion
Cellular component (GO): membrane; catenin complex; adherens junction
Molecular function (GO): cadherin binding; calcium ion binding
Source: RefSeq, a predicted model, not a curated record
UGCCUAUUUUAGUACCAGCUAGAGGCCAGCAGAUUCCCUGGACUAUUUACCUAGGAGGCAGACACAUUUCAUUUUACAGAGUCUGGAUUUUUCUGUUAAAAUGGGGUCCAUGUUGGCCCUAUUUGUGUUGCUCCUAAUUCCUUUGCAGUGUUUGGCACAAGGAUGUAGAGUAGAGAAUGACCAAGUACAUGUUUCUGAAAAUAAUAACCCUGGUUACAUAGUGACUGGAAUAACUGCUGACCCUGGAUAUGCAGUAUCGAUUUCUACAAAUGGGGCACAUAGUGCAUUUUUUAAAAUUCUGGGAAACGAUUUAAUACUCAAUAAAUCUAUUGAUUAUGAGGAAGGACCUACUGUUUUAAUAGUUCAGCUGCUAUGCACAAAGGAUAAUGUUAUUGUCAAUACAAUACCAGUUACUGUGAUAAUAAUUAAUGAAAAUGAUAAUGCACCGGAAUUCAAAGAUACACAGUUCAAUUUUAGCAUUCCAGAGGAUAUCAGCGUAAACAGCGCCAUUGGUUCAGCAAUUGAAGCUACAGACGCAGACAAUGAUCCGAUUUUCUACGAACUAAGAAAUACUAGUAUGAUGGAAUCUGAAUAUUUUAGGUUGACCUCAAUUAAUAACCCAGUCAUUCUAGUGAAAAAGUCUCUAGAUUACGACCUGCAUAAAAAUAUGCAGCUGUUGCUGUUGGCCAGGGAUACAAAUGAUCCUGGAGUAAACGGAAGUCACACAGCUACAGCAACAAUAAAUAUUGCUAUCCAAGAUGUGGACAAUUUACCUCCUCAGUUUAGGCCCUGCACUGAUAUAGGAAAUAAAAUUUGUAUUAGCGGUGGUUACAAAAGCAGUGUCAACCGUUCUGAACAGGCUACAGGAGCGCUAAUUUUUUCACCUGGCCCAAUAUACGCAGUGGAUGGAGAUGUCAGUUUUAACACAGUCAUCUUAUAUAACAUUGUUAGUGGGAAUGAUGAAAACAUAUUUUCUAUGGACAGUAACAGUGGAAACAUAACCAUGCUCAAAAAAGCUGAUCAGCUAGGAACAAUUUUGUUACAGAUCAUGGCUUUCCAAGAGAAUGACCCCCUUCAAUAUGCCAUAACAACAGUCCAGAUUGAGGUGAAGGAGAAAAACAGUUACCCACCUACCUUUGUGAAGAGCAGUUACUUUGGGCAGAUCCAAGCUUUUUCUGAGAUUGGCAACUUUGUAAUAGAUCUUAGUAGCCCAAACAAACCGCUCCAAGUUUUUGCUACAGACAAAGAUUUCCCAAAUGAACUGAACCCAAGUAUCAUCUAUAAGAUUGAAAAUAACAAUAACUUCACUAUCUCACGUGAUGGAUAUAUCAUAACCAAUACAGAAUUACUCUCUCCAACUUCCAUAGAGUUUUUGGUUAUAGCAAUUGACAGUGUAACCAAUGAUGAAGAUAAAACCACAGUCACAGUGGAAGUUACCCCAGUUCUCACCACGCCUGUAACAACUACUGCAAGUCUAUGGACAACCACUUCAAUUGGGAGCGAUACCUCUAUACUUACUAAUCCUGGCCCAAACAAUACAAUAACUACCAGUUCUGGAACAGGAACCAGUACAAGUUCCAAUCCGGGAACUGGUACCACUACAUCUACUACUCCUGGAACUGGCACCACUACAUCUACUACUCCUGGAACUGGCACCACUACAUCUACUACUCCAGGAACUGGCACCACUACACCUGCUACUCCUGGAACUGGCACCACUACAUCUGCUACUCCUGGAACUGGCACCACUACAUCUACAACUCCUGGAACUGGCACCACUACACCUGCUACUCCUGGAACUGGCACCACUACAUCUACAACUCCUGGAACUGGCACCACUACACCUGCUACUCCUGGAACUGGCACCACUACAUCUACUACUCCUGGAACUGGCACCACUACACCUGCUACUCCUGGAACUGGCACCACUACAACUGCUACUCUUGGGACAGGUACCACUAUGACAACCACUACUCCCAGGACAGGCACCACUAUGACAACUACUCCCGGGACAGGCACCACUAUGACAACCACUCCCGGGACAGGCACCACUAUGACAACUACUCCCGGGACAGGCACCACUAUGACAACUACACCUGGGACAGGAACAACUACAAGAACUAUUCCUAAAACAGACAUUACUUCAACCACCACUCCUGGCACAGGAAGCACUAUGACAACCACUCCUAAGACAGGUAUCACCACUAAUACAACACAUGCAUCAGGCACAAUCACCACCAUAACUACCACUCCUAAUACAGGCACCAUUACAAAUAUCACUCCUGUAACAGGAACCGGUACAACUACUACUCCUGGAACAGGUACCGCUAUGAAAACCACAUCUGGAAGAGACUCCACUACCAGUGCAACUCAUGGGACAGGCACUACUACAACUAGUACUCAGGUUUCAGACACCACCAUGACUAGAACAGGAACCAGUACCAGUCCUGGGGCAGGCACUACCAUCAACAUCACUCCUGGAGCAGGUGUUGGCUCCUCAUCAAACAAAAUCUAUUCUGUCAGAGACAUGGCAGCAGUCGGGGCCUCCCUGGGAGCAGUCCUUGCAGUAUGCCUGGCUGGACUAGGAUUCCUCAUUUACAAGCAAUAUGGAGACAAACUAAGGACAAAGUUCAGAAAAGGCUAUGGAAAAGAUUUUGGCUCCUCUGGCGACGAUGAAUCAGGGAAUAACUCGGGUUCAACAACAGGGACCCCUAACAACCUGAACGAUGAUCUGGAUGGUCCUUUAGUGGAUACCUUGUCUAAUAGUAACCUAACGACAGCACCACUUGCAACCAGCAUUGCAAUAUCAGGUAGUCUAGCAGAUUUUGGGGAAACUGACACAACAGAUAGUAUCUCUGACCCAGAUGACAAGAAGGAAGUGAAGUCUAUCCUUACUAAAGAGUUCAAGGAAGACGCCGGUUACAAGUCUGUUUGGUUUCGAGAAGAUGCAGCUCCAGAAGUUGUUGUUAUUGAGGGAACUGAAGAAGGGGAGGCAGACGAUGAGGAGGAGGAAGAGUAUAACAAUCGUGAAGAUGAUGAUGACGAUGAUGAUGUACCAAGACCCACUUUUAGUACACAGGAAAACAAUGUCAACAUCACUAUACUAUAAUAUUAUCUUCCUUUUCCCAUUUACCAGUUUGAGUGAUUGAUUGCAUAAUGUUAUUUACUUGAAAAAUCAUGUUACUGAUGAAACAUUCAACCUUUGGGUUUUUAUUAAAGAAGUAUUCUAGGAACAGAGAUGUAAAAGCAGUUCACAAAAACAUCUUCUUCAUAUCAUAACACUGCUAGUAUCCAUGUAAUUUACAUUGACCUCAAAGAGAUUAAUUGCAGAAAAAUCAAAUCAAUUAUUGUUUUUGUAUGUUAUGUUUUAUGAGAUUGUGUACAUAAUUGUUAUAUGAUUUUUGAGCGUGGUCUUAGUGUGAAUGGCAUAUGCAGGUGGUGAUGAUAGAGACUUUUUUUUACUCAAAUACCUAUAUGAAACUCAAAAUAAUAAAAAGUGUCAGUAUCA